This is a messenger RNA of Coregonus sp. 'balchen', 12701 nucleotides long. The record is from the annotation of a GenBank genome assembly. NCBI's taxonomy places the organism in Eukaryota, Metazoa, Chordata, Actinopteri, Salmoniformes, Salmonidae.
AUGUCCACAUGUAGCCAGCUGUGUGGUAGUACCGGAGCUAAAGGAGGACACCUGCCUCUCAUCUCCCUCAAGGUCCUGCCUGACUUUGCCUCCAACGACCUGCUCAACCCCUGUGGUAAACAAACAUCCCCCACUACACUACCACCACUACUACCAUUAUGUCCUUUAGCCAGGGCUACAUCUAGUCUUACAAUAACAGCCAUUAUAAAAGUCGUGUUCGUGUUAGAUUGUGAUCUACAUCGUUAGCAGUUCUGUAAUGUUCUCUCCUCUUUAUGAGGAAAGGAGAUAUCAUGCCUUGUUGGGUGCCUUUAUGGAAAUCGUAACAGUGCUGGUUACCAUAUUUGUAAUGUCUGUCUGUGUGUUGUGUGACUCUACCAGGAGGGAUAGACGUGAUGAUGAGGACUGUCUCCAGCCCGUCUCCAGAGCUUGAUCCUGGGCUGAGCAGCAGGAAACGCUCCCAACUCACAUGGGUCCACCUGUCCCGCUACUACAAACACCUGUUCAACCUGCAGCACAUCGCCAUGCGCCCAGGUACACUACACAGAGCUGUGUGUGUGUGUCACAGUAAAUCAUUUUGUUAACUGACGUUCAGAGAUGUUUAUCUCUGUGUGUGCCUGCGUGCUUGCCUACGUGUGUGUGUGUGUGUGUUCCAGUGGUGCCCCAGUGUGUGGAGGGCCUGGUGUCCCAGUCAGAAGACAGUAGUUUGGCGCUGAGGUUGGUUCAGCUCCAGACCUUCUUCUGUUCCCACAUGGUGGCCUACAGAGAGUCCUGCUGCGCCCCUGAACCACCCACUGAAAUCAUCAUGCAGCCACAGAUUAUACAGGUACACACACUAAUAGACAGUAUGGGCUGAAUCCUAAAGAGAUGCAUGCAUAUACUGUACCAUGGCUUGUAUUGGGAUGUUUAUUCAAGUUAGCCCUGGCUUCUUCACCUUGAAUCUGAAGGCUGCCUUCUGGGGUUAUCCACAGUUGAGGUGUGAAUUGAAUGCUGUUGUAUGUUGAUGCUGUUUGUGUGUGUGUGUGUGUUAAAGAUGUGUCCCACAGUGAGAGGCACUAUGGGAGCUCAGAUGUACCCCUGGUCCUUUGCUGACAGGAAGCAGCUGUGUAUCCAGUGGCACCGGCCUGCUCUCAGCCCCACCCAGGAAGACACGGACACGGUACAAUACACAACACACACACACUCUUCAUCCAACCACACACAGUCAUCAACCAUAAAAUUAGCUAGCCUGGUCUCAGAUCUGUUUGUGCUAUCUUACCAACUCCUAGUCACUUAUUGUCACGCCAAACAGGUUGGUAACCACUGCCUUACAGGGUUGUCUUUGACAGUGUUUCUCCGUUUCUCUCUGUGUUCGUCAGGUCAUGCUGCUGUUUGGUCUGAACAAAGUGCCACUGUCGGCCAUGAGGGCAACAGCCUGCGCUGUCAUAGAGCUGCAGUGUGGACAGAAACUCGUCAGCAUGGCAAAGUAGGUAACUGCUUUCCAUGUACAGCAGCCUAGGUGCUAGGGGCGAGAUGGAGCUAUCACCAUAUUGUAGCGUCUAACGAGUGGCUAAUAUGGUUAGUUUAGGAGCUGGAAGUUGAUAUGGGACUGGCCACAUCUGUAUCCAUUCUCUCUGUAAUAAUUCUUACAGUAUCUAAAAUAAAAAAUAAAUAUGCCAUUUAGCAGACGCUUUUAUCCAAAGCGACUUACAGUCAUGCGUGCAUACAUUUUUGUGUAUGGGUGGUCCCGGGGAUCGAACCCACUACCUUGGCGUUACAAGCGCCGUGCUCUACCAGUUGAGCUACAGAGGACCACAUGAUGCAUGUCCUACCUUGCUUCAAAGUAGCAUUGCCAAAAUCCAACCAAACAUUCAGGCAAUUAUUUUAUAAAGACUUCCAUAUGCCAUUGAAACCAGUAGCCUUUUUAUCUCAUGUUCUAUUAUUGGUUUUCAAAUCAACCUUCUUUCACUGUCCAGUAGCCAAAGGCACAAUCCUGGUCAUAUUAGCAACCAUGCUAGUUGUUGCAUAUUUAGAUCUCCCCCUCUUUCUAAGUUUGUAAUGGAUAUUGACAUCUCUGUCACAUGAAACUGCUCACAAUUGUAUCUCUUACAGUAUCUCUCCCUAAACCAUUUUGUCUUAUCUACUUCAGUUGAAUUCACUAACCGUAUUUAACUAUGAAGAACAGCAUCUAAAUUAAAUGAAUCUUAUAUAGCUAACUAAAUGUAAUGUAACCUCUGUGACCACCAGCACCACCCCAUGUGUUCUUCUCUAGACUGUGCACGGUCCAUGCUCAGCUGGCCUCAGCCUGUGUUGGGGGUAACAUCUCCUCUCCGCCUGCUGCCAGUAGCGCCCCCUCCUCCCCCAGCCCCAAGAUGGAGAGGCAACGCCGCACCAAGAUCCCAGACAAGGCUGUUACCUCCAGCCCUCACAUACAGGUCUGUGUGGUACUGGUUACGGCUCUGACACGCCUUAUUCCAUGCCUUAUAUCCACAUUCACACAUGUUAACAGUGAUGGAAAAAGCACUCAAUUGUCAUACUUGAGUAAAAGUAAAGAUACCUUAAUACACUGAACAAAAAUAAACGCAACAAUUAAAAUAAAUUCAUUAGGCCCUAAUCUCUGGAUUUCACAUUACUGGGCAUACAGAUAUGCAUCUGUUGGUCACAGAUACCUUUUUUUAAUUAAAGUAGGGGCGUGGAUCAGAAAACCAGUCAGUAUCUGAUGUGACCACCAUUUGCCUCAUACAGCGUGACACAUCUCCUUCGCAUAGAGUUGAUCAGGCUGUUGAUUGUGGCCUGUGGAAAAUUGUCCCACUCCUCUUCAAUGGUUGUGCGAAGUUGCUGGAUAUUGGCGGGAACUGGAACACGCUGUCAUACACGUCCAUCCAGAGCAUCCCAAACAUGCUCAAUGGGUGACAUGUAUGGUGAGUAUGCAGGCCAUGGAAGAACUGGGACAUUUUCAGCUUCUAGGAAUUGUGUACAGAUCCUUGCGACAUGGGGCCGUGCAUUAUCAUGCUGAAACAUGUGAUGAAUGGCACGACAAUGGGCCUCAGGAUAUCGUCACGGUAUGUAUAAAAUGCAAUUGUGUUCGUUGCCCGAAGCUUAUGCCUGCCCAUACCAUAAGCCCACCACCACGGGGCACUCUGUUCACAACGUUGAUCACACGAAGCCAUACACGCUGUCGGCAACCUGCCUGAUACAGUUGAAACCGGAAUUCAUCCAUGAAGAGCAUACUUCUCCAGUGUGCCAAUGGCCAUCGAAGGUGAGCAUUUGCCCACUGAAGUCGGUUACGACACCGAACUGCAGUCAGGACAAUGAGCACGCAGAUGAACUUUCCUGAGACGGUUUCUGACAGUUUGUGCAGACAUUUUACGGUUGUGCAAACCCACAGUUUCAUCAGCUGUCUGGGUGGCUGGUCUCAGACGAUCCCGCAGGUGAAGAAGCCGGAUGUGGAGGUCCUGGGCUGGCGUGGUUACACAUGGUCUGUGGUUGUGAGGCCAGUUGGGCGUACUGCCAAAUUCUCUAAAACAACGUUGGAGAGAAAUGGUAGAGAAAUGAACAUUCAAUUAUCUGGCAAAAGCUCUGGUGGACAUUCCUGCAGUCAGCAUGCCAAUUGCACGCUCCCUCAACUUGAGACAUAUGUGACAUUGUGUUGCGUGACAAAACUGCACAUUUUAGAGUGGCCUUUUAUUGUCCCCAGCACAAGGUGCACCUGUGUAAUGAUCAUGCCGUUUUAAUCAGCUUCUUGAUAUGCCACACCUGUCAGGUGGCGGAUUAUCUUGGCAAAGGAGAAAUGCUCACUAACAGAGAUGUAAACACAUUUGUGCACAUUUGAGAGAAAUACUGUAAGCUUUUUGUGGUUAUGGAACAUUUCUGGGAUCUUUUAUUUCAGCUCAUGAAACAUGGGACCAACACUUUACAUCUUGAGUUUAUAUUUUUGUUCACUAAUGAAGGUGUGGCGGAGGUGUGUCUACAGAUACACUGUAUUCAAACCUUGACUUAAUUCCCUAAUAAUUCCACCAACUUUACGAGUGAAUAAAGUCUAGCGAACCUACCGAUUCCAAAUGGAAAAAAUAUAGAAAUAAACACCAUUCUCCAUGAACUGUAAUUUAUAACUUGAUAAGAGCUGUUGGUAAGAGCUAGGUAAAUGAGUGAUCUGUUUGGAUAAGGGAAUUGUAAAUAUUAAUGACACUUGUUUUAGAUAUAUUUUACCUUAUUGCUGGAGACAAAUGUGAAACCAGUCAUAUGGCAGCAAACUGAAGCAUAUCAACAUUCCCACAAUAAAGUUUAUGAAAUGCUGUGUCAUUAUGCAGAAUUUAAAUUGUACAGCCUAUUAACUUGCAUGGAUGGGCACUCUCGAAUGUCUACGCUGACUUUCUCUGUUUCCUAUUUCCAUCAUGUUAAAUAUCACUAUCAGUAUCAACUGUCAGUAGGCAUAAUAAUAACACAUAUUCAACUGCCAAUUUACUGGUACACUACAUGGUAUGUGGACACCAUUUCAAAUUAGUGUUUUUGGCUAUUUCAGCCACACUGGUUGCUGACAGGUGUAUAAAAUCGAGCACACCGCCAUUCAAUCUCCAUAGACAAACAUUGACAGUAAAAUGGCCCGUACUAAAAAGCUCAGUGACUUUCAACGUGGCACCGUCAUAGGAUGCCACCUUUCCAACAAGUCAGUUCGUCAAAUUUCUGCCCUGCUAGAGCUGCCCCGGUCAACAGGCCUUUAUGGUAGAGUGGCCAGACGGAAGCCACUCCUCAGUAAAAGGCACAUGACAGCCUGCUUGGAGUUUGCUAAAAGACCCCUAAAGGACUCUCAGACCAUGAGAAACAAGAUUCUCUGGUCUGAUGAAACAAAGAUUGAACUCUUUGGCCUGAAUGCCAAACGUCACGUCUGGAGGAAACCUGGCACCAUCCCUAUGCUGAAGCAGGGUGGUGGCAGCAUCAUGUUGUGGGUAUGUUUUUCAGCAGCAGGGACUGGGAGACUAGUCAGGAUCGAGGGAAAGAUGAACAGAGCAAAGUGCAGAGAGAUCCUUGAUGAAAACCUGCUCCAAAGCGCUCAGGACCUCAGACUGGGGUGAAGGUUCACCUUCCGACAGGACAACGACCCUAAGCAUACAGCCAAGGCAACGCAGGAGUGGCUUUCGGGACAAGUCUCUGAAUGUCCUUGAGUGGCCCAGCCAGAGCCCAGACUUAAACCCGAUCGAACAUCUCUGGAGAGAAAAUAGCUGUGCAACGACACUCCUCAUCCAACCUGACAGAGCUUGAGAGGAUCUGCAGAGAAGAAUGGGAGAAACUCCCCAAAUACAAGUGUGUCAAGCUUGUAGCGUCAUACCCAAGAAGACUCGAGGCUGUAAUCGCUGCCAAAGGUGCUUCAACAAAGUACUGAGUAAAGGGUCUGAAUACUUACCGUAUUGGUCCGAAUAUAAGACGGCCUUUUUUCCCCUCGAAAUAGGUCCAAAAAAGUCGGGUCGUCUUAUAUUCGGGGUCUAGUAUUCAGAGCGCAGUUUCUCUUCUUCGGCGCUCCCUUUAAAUGUCAAUACACAUUCGCGGGCACAGAUGGCGCCAAAAAUUCGUUCCGGACGGAGGGAAGAGGCGUCCUUAACAACCAGCCCGUUACCGGUGUUUAAAGAUGGAAAGACAGGCUGACCAUUUAGAGACAAGUGGCUCAAAAGUGGGCCAGGUCAAUAAACAACAGCGGAGGAGCUAUGAUGCCAAUUUCAAAAUAAUGGUUGUCAAUAAGGCAGAGUCAUCUAACAACUGCCAAGCUGCCAAGACAUUCGGGGUCACUGAGUGUAAUGUAAGAAGAUGGCGAGCAGAAAAACAACGUCUAAAAGAUGCUAACAGUCAGCGAAAAUCCUUCCGUGGUCCUCAAAGUGGUCGUUUCAUUGAGGUUGACCGGAGGGUUUUUGAAUAUGUCAGGGAAAAAAGAAGUGAGGGAAUGCCCAUUACCAGAGCUGUCAUCCAGGUUAAGGCCCUGGAAAUCGCCAGAGAGCUCAACAUCACUGGAUUUAAAGCCAGCCUCGGCUGGUGUCGUAGGAUGAUGCGGCGUAAUGGACUGUCACUUAGACGGAGAACGAGUUUGGCCCAACGCCUGCCGUCAGACUUCGGAGAGAAGCUGCUUUCGUUUCAGCGCUUUGUUAUCAACCUGAGGAAGAAGCACUCCUACCCGCUGGAUCAGAUCGGCAAUGCUGAUCAGACACCCGUUUAUUUCGACAUGCCAACAUCGGUGACUGUCAAUAGAAAGGGAGAAAAGUCUGUGUUGGUGAAAUCAACGGGCAACGAGAAGAGCCGCGUCACUGUCAUGUUGACAUGUCUCGCUGGUGGCAGCAAACUCCCCCCGUAUGUCAUUCUUAAGCGUAAGACUGUGCCAAAGGACCCAAUGCCAGCUGGCAUUAUUGUGCGCGCCCAGGAGAAGGGCUGGAUGGAGUCGGGGCUUGUAGUGGACUGGCUAAAGGUUGUGUGGGGCGCACGCUACGGGGGACUGAGGAAGAGGAGGAACAUGCUCGUUCUGGAUGCGUUCCGCGGACAUCUGACUGAGCCCGUGAAAAGUCAGGUGCGAGCAAUGAACGGGGAUCUUGUGAUCAUACCAGGGGGAAUGACAAGCCAGCUACAGGUGUUGGACGUAGUUGUGAACAAGCCUUUCAAGGAUAACCUGCGAAAAAAAUACACAGAGUGGCUCCUGUCUGGCAACCACGCACUCACACCGACCGGGAAAAUACAGAAGCCGUCAGUCCGUCUACUGUGUGAAUGGAUCCUGCAUGCAUGGGAUGCUAUUCCCUCACAGAGCAUCAUCGAUGGCUUUAAAAAAUGUUGCAUCUCAAAUGCAUUGGACGGCAGCGAGGACGACGUGCUUUGGGAGGAGCCGGUGGAAGCGGAGCAGCUGGGGAGCGAUGACAGCGAGAGCGAACACAGCGGGCAGAGGACGUGUGUGAGGGAUAGAGAGACAUCGGAGGAGAAGUUUGGCGAAUUUUUGUUAAGUUUAGUUAAAUGUGUGGCCUGUAUUUUCUCUGUUAUUUAAAAAUGUUGCUUUAUUAUUGCUUGAUAUUAAUUUUGAAUCAUACUGUACAUAGUUUGCCUUUGUGUUUAAUUCACUGUGUUUUUAAUAUUGUUAUUUUAAAAUAAAAUGAAGUUCUUUGUUCGGCAAAUCUAGUCUGCAAAUCUGUUUUUCUAAAUGUUUGUGUUGAAAAACGGGGGGUCGUCUUAUAAUCAGGGUCGUCUUAUAUUCGGACCAAUACGGUAUGUAAAUGUGAUAUUUCCGUUUUUUAUUUUGAAUACAUGUGCAAAAAUUUAUAAAAACCUGUUUUUGCUUUGUUAUUAUGGGGUAUUGUGUGUAGAUUGAUGAGGGGGGGGGGGGGGGGGGGACAAUUUAAUCCAUUUUAGAAUAAGGAUGUAACCUAACAAAAGGUGGAAAAAGUCAAGGGGUCUGAAUACUUUCUGAAUGCACUGUAUAUUUUGUGCGUCAAGGCUCUCCAAACCAGUUUUUUUAAUGAUUCAUACAUACUUUCCUAACCUUAAAAUUUGCCUAAAUAAUCUACCAGUUGGUGUUGGAACUAUAUUUAGAUGGAUUUCUUUCAGUGAUCCCUAUUUUCUGAACCCGUUCUCUCGAUGUAUUCUAGUCUGUCGACACAAUUCUAAUUAAAAGGUAUACCGUAUUUCAAGGGAUGGCUUAAGAUACAUUUACAAAAAACCCUAUUUAAUGAAAACUCCACAAGAAAAUAUGUUGGCCAGCAAGUGGGAGGGUUUUCAGUGGUUGAAUGACAUUUAUUUAGUUUGCGCAAGGGAACCAUGCCUGCAAAGCCCGUUACGCACCUUCAUAAGGUAAGUAUGAAUACAAACUGCUGAGAAGUGCAUAGGAAAUUGGAAUCGGGCCCAAUAUGCAUAGUAUUUUUGAAGGGGGUCUGAAUACUUUCCGAAUGCACUGUAUUAUUAUAUCUGACUAACAUUUUAGAACCUUAUAGUCCCACGGUCUCGAUUUGUAAUUGAACAAGUCAUUGCAUAUAUAUAUAUAUAUAUAUACAGUGGGGAGAACAAGUAUUUGAUACACUGCCGAUUUUGCAGGUUUUCCUACUUAAAGCAUGUAGAGGUCUGUAAUUUUUAUCAUAGGUACACUUCAACUGUGAGAGACGGAAUCUAAAACAAAAAUCCAGAAAAUCACAUUGUAUGAUUUUUAAGUAAUUAAUUUGCAUUUUAUUGAAUGACAUAAGUAUUUGAUCACCUACCAACCAGUAAGAAUUCCGGCUCUCACAGACCUGUUAGUUUUUCUUUAAGAAGCCCUCCUGUUCUCCACUCAUUACCUGUAUUAACUGCACCUGUUUGAACUCGUUACCUGUAUAAAAGACACCUGUCCACACACUCAAACAGACUCCAACCUCUCCACAAUGGCCAAGACCAGAGAGCUGUGUAAGGACAACAGGGAUACAAUUGUAGACCUGCACAAGGCUGGGAUGGGCUACAGGACAAUAGGCAAGCAGCUUGGUGAGAAGGCAACAACUGGAAGAAAAUGGAAGAAGUUCAAGAUGACGGUCAAUCACCCUCGGUCUGGGGCUCCAUGCAAGAUCUCACUCGUGGGGCAUCAAUGAUCAUGAGGAAGGUGAGGGAUCAGCCCAGAACUACACGGCAGGACCUGGUCAAUGACCUGAAGAGAGCUGGGACCACAGUCUCAAAGAAAACCAUUAGUAACACACUACACAGUCAUGGAUUAAAAUCCUGCAGCACACGCAAGGUCCCCCUGCUCAAGCCAGCGCAUGUUCCAGGCCCGUCUGAAGUUUGCCAAGUGACACUGAUGAGACAAAAAUAGAGCUUUUUGGUCUAAACUCCACUCGCCGUGUUUGGAGGAAGAAGAAGGAACCCCAAGAACACCAUCCCAACCGUGAAGCAUGGAGGUGGAAACAUCAUUCUUUGGGGAUGCUUUUCUGCAAAGGGGACAGGACGACUGCACCGUAUUGAGGGGAGGAUGGUUGGGGCCAUGUAUCGCGAGGUCUUGGCCAACAACCUCCUUCCUCAGUAAGAGCAUUGAAGAUGGGUCGUGGCUGGGUCUUCCAGCAUGACAACGACCCGAAACACACAGCCAGGGCAACUAAGAAGUGGCUCCGUAAGAAGCAUCUCAAGGUCCUGGAGUGGCCUAGCCAGUCUCCAGACCUGAACCCAAUAGAAAAUCUUUGGAGGGAGCUGAAAGUCCAUAUUGCCCAGCGACAGCCCCGAAACCUGAAGGAUCUGGAGAAGGUCUGUAUGGAGGAGUGGGCCAAAAUCCCUGCUGCAGUGUGUGCAAACCUGGUCAAGACCUACAGGAAACGUAUGAUCUUUGUAAUUGCAAACAAAGGUUUCUGUACCAAAUAUUAAAGUUCUGCUUUUCUGAUGUAUCAAAUACUUAUGUCAUGCAAUAAAAUGCAAAUGAAUUACUUAAAAAUCAUACAAUGUGAUUUUCUGGAUUUUUGUUUUAGAUUCCGUCUCUCACAUUUGAAGUGUACCUAUGAUAAAAAUUACAGACCUCUACAUGCUUUGUAAGUAGGAAAACCUGCAAAAUUAGCAGUGUAUCAAAUACUUGUUCUCCCCACUGUGUAUGUGUAUAUAUAUAUAUAUUUUAAUUGUUUUACUUGAUUUGAAAAGAAGCGUGUGACUUGACUUGCUCUUAGAAUGUACGACUUGGACUUGACUCGACCCCUUCUACUUGGGAUUCGACUUGAGACUCAGACCUUGUGACUUGCUUGUAACUCUAAUAAUAGUGACUUAGUACUCAAGGGAUAUUCAAAGUGGAACGUGCCGUUAAGCACCUAAAGAGUUGUCAAUGCACCACACUGUCAGCAGCACUUAUGUAAUCGGACAUCAUGGGAGAGCUCAAGACCGAGAUCUCUGUCAGAUUUUCUUAUAGUUGUUUCAGUUGUUUUAGUAAAUUGAAUCGUGUAUUUUGCAAUUAACAAUGUCUUAUUUUUUAAUCACAUUAUUAUUUGGCCUUUGUAGUUCAGCAGCCUAUAUUGAAAUGUAACUGUUCAACCAAAAAUGUGUAGAGGAGAAAUGCAUACACAUUAUGAUAAUAAAGAAAGAUGUAUAAAUAAUGUCCAAGUGAACUAUCGAAAUGUCUGAUGAAUGCAAAAAAAAAAGUAUCAAAGGAACAUUGUCCAUAAAUCAAAACCAAAAUGUAGGCAGCUUUAUGAAACAAAAUAUACAGUUUGUUUGGAAAGUAUUCAGACCCCUUGACUUUUUCCACAUUUUGUUACGUUACAGCCUUAUUCUAAAAUGGAUUUUUAAAAAUAUAUACAUUUCUCAUCAAUCUACACACAAUACCCCAUAACGACAAAGUAAAAACAGUUUUUGUUUUUGUUUUUUGCGAAUGUCUUGCAUGAAGAAUUGCAUGAAAUGCGUUUAUGAAAGGCCAACAUUUUCCCGGACCCUAGGCUACUAUACAUUUUCCCCAUGUGUGCACUUCUGUAAGUGCCUCUAAUCUAUGCUCUAUGCCACUACGCAAAUGCGAUGAUAUGAUGCAAUGCUUUAUAAUCAGCCCAGAACUCACCGGCAGGACCUGGUCAAUGACCUGAAGAGAGCUGGGACCACAGUCUCAAAGAAAACCAUUAGUAACACACUACACAGUCAUGGAUUAAAAUCCUGCAGCACACGCAAGGUCCCCCUGCUCAAGCCAGCGCAUGUCCAGGCCCGUCUGAAGUUUGCCAAUGACCAUCUGGACGAUCUAAAGGAGGAAUGGGAGAAGGUCAUGUGGUCUGAUGUCAAAACUAUGAAAUAACACAUAUGGAAUCAUGUAGUAACCAAAAAAGUGUUAAAAAAAUUAUUCAAAGUAGCCACCCUUUGCCUUGAUGACAGCUUUGCACACUCUUGGCAUUCUCUCAACCAGCUUCAAGGGGUCUGUCAUGAAAAAUAAUUGUAACUUUUUCCAAUGUACAAUUUUUUAUAAAAACGAUCAAAGAUCAUUCGAGUUGCCUCUUCGUUUAUUCUCCUGCCCCCACAAAAAAAGUUGAUUUGGGUUGGGCCGGCCCGGAUUCAUGAUUUGAGACCAACGCAUGGCCGUGGCUGUGUGAGAAGCGUGCCAGUAUCGCUCACAUAACUAGAAUGAGUUUCACUUUCUAUGAUCUCUCGCCCUCUCUGCUCUGAUAGACAUGAGCCUGCAACUCUUAUCUCUCCAGCGUUGUACUUCAUCAUGUAUUUCCUUAUAGAAUCAUAGCUGCGUGAAGAGUUCUGGAGGAACUGCAGCACCCCUGAUAAAUGUAAAUACAUUUGCCAAAGUUUUAGAAUGGUUGCGGUCUGUUCAGAAAUAAAUGAAAUUAUUCUGAAUAGCCUACUACACCAUGAGAAGGGCUAUAAUUUAGCUUAUUUAUUUAAAUAGCCUAGCUGUGGAUUGUAGCCCAAUAACAACGAAUAGCCUACAGUCGGGAACGCGAGGCAAAUUUGUCAGUGAAAAAACACCACGCAUUUUUAGGACUAUAAUUUCCUCCUCAUAUUGUAGCCUACAAUAUGUGUCGCCACACACCUAGGCUAUUGAUCGAUUCAAGACAAGGUCGUUUUUGUCAGGUCAAAGUACCCUGCCAUUUCUAUCAUUUGUGCAGUAUAAACAAAUAUUCUGCCAAAGUCUCCAGUCAUCUAAAAUUACGUAGAAUUGCAUGAAAUGCGUUUAUGAAAGGCCAACAUUUUCCCGGACCCUAGGCUACUAUACAUUUUCCCCAUGUGUGCAACUUCUGUAAGUGCCUCUAAUCUACUGCUCUAUGCCACUACGCAAAUGUGAUGAUAUGCAUGUAAUACUUUAUAAUAAAGGUGAUUUUUUUUCCCUCAUGCGUUCUGGUACCUCAGAACUCCCCAGGUCACCCCCCUCUAACACUCACUUUUUGUUCCGGCACCUCCCGAUUUACAAAUUAAGCACUGGUCAACAGUACAUGUAAGUGAAUCUGUGUAUUAGUGAGCACAUGUUUUGUGUGUUGGUUGAUUGUUUCAGAUGCUACAGGAGAAGACCAGGUGCUGCUGUGCUGCUAUAAAGGAUUUACUACAACCUGGUUCAGAGGCAGCUGUUCUCACUGAGGUAAGCUAAACACACCACACACUGAUUCAACACCCCCCCGAAGUUCACAUACUUGUGUCGUGGAAAUUACCACUAAGGACUCAAAAGUCCAAGUUAAAUGAACAGAUCUUUGUUAUCAUGGCCGGAGAGGUUAUAACAAACUUAAUGCUCAGAGUAAAAGUCUGUCAGAAGCUCUGAAGGGAUGCUCAUGCACAAACGAGGCGUCUCUGCCUUCAGGGUGCAAUAGGUUGAUCAUGACCUUGCACACACAGUUUCUAGGCGUUGGGCCAAAGUAACAAUGUGUUCCCUUCUUUCUGUUCUUCUGUCAGUCCCUUCCCUGAGAGCAAAGUCACAGAACAUCCUAACACAAUAACAAGAAACAAUACACUACAUGUAGUCACGCAUUUGCAGAGACAUAGAAAACACUAGAAAUGUCCACUACACUUGGACAAACCUAAAACGUACAGUACUGUAGAUGCUUACUAUGGCUUGAAUGUGUGAAACAUUUGAUCUUAUGCCUCUUCCAUGGCAUUUAUAUAACCCUUUUACCCUGUUAACUUUGAUAGACAUGCAGAUAUUACUUGUGAAAUGAUUCCCUCUCUCUGUGUGCCAGGUUCCGUUUGAGGCCAGCCUACAUAGUCUGUGUGAUCUGGAGCGCUGCUUCAACCCAGCCAGUGGAGCCAUUGUGGAGGAAAACACACUGAUAACAUGGCUCAUGUCCCUGCUAGUCUGA